UGUGCCCAGGUGUGCCCAGGUGUGUUCCCAAUGCCCCCAGGUGUGCCCAGGUGUGCCAGGAUCCAAUCCUCCAGGUCCACCUCCUCGGACAGGUUCAUUUUGCUGGUGAUGGUGGAGAAGAUGAACGUGCCCAGGUGUGCCCAGGUGUGCCCAGGUGUGUCCCCAAUGCCCCCAGGUGUGCCCAGGUGUGCCCAGGUGUGUUCCCAAUGCCCCCAGGUGUGCCCAGGUGUGUCCCCAAUGCCCCCAGGUGUGCCCAGGUGUGCCCAGGUGUGUUCCCAAUGCCCCCAGGUGUGCCCAGGUGUGCCCAGGUGUGUUCCCAAUGCCCCCAGGUGUGCCCAGGUGCCCCCAGGUGUGCCAGGAUCCAAUCCUCCAGGUCCACCUCCUCGGACAGGUUCAUUUUCCCGGUGAUGGUGGAGAAGAUGAACGUGCCCAGGUGUGCCCAGGUGUGUUCCCAAUGCCCCCAGGUGUGCCCAG
Molecule: messenger RNA, 474 nt
Organism: Myiozetetes cayanensis
Lineage: Eukaryota; Metazoa; Chordata; Aves; Passeriformes; Tyrannidae
Product: small proline-rich protein 2H-like
Exons: 7
Coding region: 31-408 (125 amino acids)
Source: RefSeq, a predicted model, not a curated record